This is a messenger RNA of Gossypium raimondii (Peruvian cotton), 3346 nucleotides long. RefSeq lists its product as uncharacterized. The transcript is spliced from 17 exons. NCBI's taxonomy places the organism in Eukaryota, Viridiplantae, Streptophyta, Magnoliopsida, Malvales, Malvaceae. The record is from RefSeq and is a predicted model, not a curated record. The coding region runs from base 265 to 1344 and encodes 359 amino acids.
UGAAAAUAUAAAUCCCCCACCCCACCCAAAACGACAGUUUCAGUAGCAUUUUUUUCCAGUUUCUUCUCAAGCGGUGACACCUCCGUUAGUUCUCCCCGACCGCCCAACCGUCGUUCAUCUCACAGACUCACACCGUAUAGCCUCCCUCAUUCUACAAGCCGGGGAACCUCACCUCACCAUUCGACCUCCCUCUUUCAGAUUCAGUAAGCUAUUCUGUUGCAUUGUAUUCAAGAUUUUCAAGUAUUUGUAGAGAGGGAGCGAACAAUGCUGCAGUGGAUGGGGGGAUCAAGACGGAAAGUCACGAUUUCAAGGAAAUCUACACACAACAGGCAAAGGCAAUACUUUGAACAAAGGAAACAACAAGAAAAGACAACAGGUUAUGAGGACCAUGCUGAUGAAACUAGCAUAGCUGGACGACAUCAAAAGGAAUGUCGAUCUCUGGAUAUCCUCAGCUUGCUAAACCUCUCAACUUUUUCUGCUGUCGGCAAGUGUUAUCCCAGCAGAAGUCAUUGUAAGUCUGGUCCUUCGACAAUUAAGUAUCAAAUGCCAGAGGAUCCAGCGAAGAUCAUUACAAGUUCAGUACCCCCUUCUUAUUCUGUUAAAAUCGAGGAAGCAGGUGCUCCACCAUCAAGCUAUCAAGGAGAGUUACAAUGCCCAAAGAUUUCAUUUAGCGAUCAUGAUAAUCAUGAUUUAAAUGCUUCCAAUGAUAGUUUGGAUCUCUGGAAUGCAGCCACUGAGAAUCAAUUAUCUGUUUUCGACAUGCUUAUUAAUGAUGAAUCAGAGGUGGGUUCAGAAAGAAGUCUGGUUCAUGAAGCUCAUGUUGCUUUUUCAGUUGAAGGUUUAGGUAAGAUCAGAACAAAGACUCCAUUGCACUCACCAAAGCAAGGGGGCAGAAUCUCUUCUGAUGAUUGCUCAUUAGCCUGGAACUUUUCAAGGCAACUAAACUCAUUGAAGGGUUCUAACUUUGUGCUAAAUGAUAGUGAACUAGAAGUGGACAUGGAUGUUCCACUUGGUAGCAGUCCUUCGCAGUUCUCAGUCGAUAUAACUGAUUCACAUGGCAAUUGGAAGCCAAACCUCUCCACUUUUUCUGAUGACAUGCAACUUGAUAGCCAUUACAGAAAUAGCAAGUGCUCUUUUGGUGACACUGACAUUUCCUACAACAUAGGAAGGGAAGAUAUAUGGGAUGCUAAAGUUAGCUACCUAGAUGAUGGCUUUCCCCAUGAAAGGGAAGAUGACAUUUCUUGGAAAUACUGGCCACACAAAAUAGAUGGUAAUUCUGGAGAUUUUUUGGAUUAUGAAAAUGGUGAGAUACCAGAUAAUGCUUUUGAAGGAAUUACAUGCUGAGGAAAAGGUUAGAAAUCAACAGUGAAUAUUUCCUUGUUCUGAGAUAUAGGAGUAUACCUUUUCUUUUUGAUGAAUUCAUUACAUCUAUGCAGGGGUGUCAAAGCAACAAAUUUGAAUAGUUUAGAUCCUUCUCCAAAGCAUUUAUCAUCAAAAGUUGGUCAUGAUUUGACAACUUUAAUUGGGGAAAGUGGCAGGUGUAACCCAAUUCAAACGAAUUAUCAUGUAAAGAUUUGCCAGCCCAACCAGGUUGGCCUUUUUUUGGGACUGAAGAUGUAAAGGAUAGCUUGAGCUUGCUGAGGUAAAUUAUAGCAACUUUUUGUUGCAAGGUGAUUUGGUUGGAAGGUACUACUUUAACUUACAUGUUUCCUCUCUCUCUCCCUCCCUCAAGCUUUAGCAGUGAAGAAUCAUGCUCUUCUAGCGCAGUGAGGGGUGAAACGAUAGACAGUUCACCUCCAAAUCUAAUGCCUAGGCAGAGCAGAAGAAUAUGUAGUACAUUUGGUAGGACCAGAAUGAAGUAUGAUCUGGACAAUGAUUUUGCCAAGGAAACACGUUGCGAAGACAGAGAUAAUUUUGGGCAACCAUCUGGCAAAUAUAUGAGGACUCCAGUUCCGCUCAAGUCAACAGCAACCAAGCGUGCAAGCUAUUAUCUCCAAGGGGGAAUAGAACUAUCUCAAAAUGGUUGCUUGAGGAAGGAUGCAAUGGAGUUGAUAUAGAUUUGGGUUUCAGUUCUUUCCAUUGCACCUCACAGGCAAACCUUCCAUCUGUAGGAUCCCAGCUGUGGGCUGAAGAUCCUAUUGGUGCCUUUCCUGUUCCUGAACUGAAUCUUAAUGUCAAAUCUUGCUUUAAUACACCUAAGCACAGUGAAUCUAUUCACUGUUUGCCUUUUAGCUGUUUCACAUCCGAGAAGUUUGCUUUUUGCCAACCAUUGAAUCAAACAAACGCUUUUGAUUCUCCAGUAUUCUCAAAUAUCGGGGCUGGAUCAAUCAAGCAUGCCCUAUCUCCAGAUUCAGGAAGACAAGGUGUUCCUUUGGAUUUGUUUGAUGCUGGUCAGCAUAGAGAGAUUGGAUUUCUUGAUUUAUCAGUACGAGGACGAGUUAAUGGAGAUGAUAAAAGAAAACCAAAGUCCCCACCAGCCAACUGCAAACAGUUAGAAUUUGAAAGGAAAAUUGCUUUGGAAAUGAUUUAUUAUUUUCAAAGGAGCCCAUAGUAAUGGGUGGUUCAAAUCCGAAUAACAAGGAGGAUGAAUUCAAUGAAGCAAAAGAUGGAACUCUAGAAACAAAGGGGAGCCUUGGUGUGGAAACAUCACCAUCUGUUAAGAUCCAUGAGAAAGGAGAGAGCAAAGGAUAUGAGUGUGAUGUAGAAAUUCCACUUCCUUGUCAAAGCGGGACAGAACAGAAGGAACAGAAAUGAAAGGUCCAAGGUUGAGGAGGGAAAAGCUAUAAAUAGAGGAGAGUAAGGUGGGGAUAAUCUAAGCAGGUGGGAAAACUAGCUAUGUUCAAUUUGUUUAGCUAGAGAAAGUUGCAAGGAAAGGAAAGGGAACAUUUGAUUAUGCCUUGCCUUGGACAUUAUUAUCGUCAUCAACAACUUGAAAAUGUAUAAAUAGAGUUGGAGAUUGGGUAACAGGGGAUGCUAGGUUUUCUGAUUUUCUCUAAUCGACACACUUUUAAGUAGCAGAAAAUGGUUAAGAGGCGACACUUUUUUUUUUUUGUUAACUGCCUAGAAUUGAACUAAGCUCUUUUGCAAUUGCUAUUGCUAAUCCCAGCAACUACUCCAUCUGUCAAUGUGUAAUGUUUCAUUUCUCUGCUAAUGAUGGCCACAUCCUGUGGAAGGGUGGUUGCCUUGCCCCACCUGGAGCCGAUCCAACCUUGGAAAGAUUUCACCAAUUUCGAUGUCCACAGAACCCGGGAAAAGACCCCAAGUCAAUUAAGUUUUGAACCAUUGACAUGAAAUUGGAAACCCCAUUUCGCCUGGUGUUAUUGGCAUAAUAAUUGCAGCUUUGGUC